Vidua chalybeata is the source of this 1197-nucleotide messenger RNA. It is a transcript of the gene POP4, whose product is annotated as POP4 homolog, ribonuclease P/MRP subunit. Lineage: Eukaryota; Metazoa; Chordata; Aves; Passeriformes; Viduidae. Gene Ontology annotation, cellular component: ribonuclease MRP complex; ribonuclease P complex. The record is from RefSeq and is a predicted model, not a curated record. Gene Ontology annotation, biological process: rRNA processing; tRNA 5'-leader removal. Gene Ontology annotation, molecular function: ribonuclease P RNA binding. The transcript is spliced from 7 exons.
AUGCGCGCCUGACUCGUCAUCGGCCUGCGCCGGCUGUGCUGCGACGGCAUGGAGGGGCAGCUGUACCGCCGGCUGCCGCCCGAGGAGACCGGGGAGCUGCGCCUGCAGCCCCAGAGCUCAGAAAAAGCCAAGACAAUUGUACAUGCCUUCCUGAAGCGCAGCAUGCCCAAAAUGAAAGAUGAAGCUAUCCAGGAUAUGCUGACUCGGAAAGCUGUCGUUCUGGAGCAUUAUCACAAAAAAAAGACCAAGCAAAAGAGGAAGAAGACAAAAGGUUUUACUGCCAAGCAGAGGCGAGAGCUGCGUCUGUUUGAAAUUGAACCUGAGCAGCAAAGAUAUGCAAUUUUCCUACCACUCCACGAGCUUUGGAAACAGUACAUCAGAGACCUGUGCCAUGGACUCAAACCUGAUGCGCAACCCCAUAUGAUUCAGAGCAAGCUGCUCAAAGCUGAUCUCCAUGGAGCCAUUGUUACAGUUACAAAAUCAAAGUGCCCGUCUUAUGUUGGGAUAACAGGAAUCAUUCUACAGGAAUUUAAACACAUCUUCAAAAUUAUCACUAAAGAGGACAAAUUAAAAGUUGUUCCCAAACUUAACAACGUGUUUAGCUUGGAGCUUGAUGGAUUCAUUUCCUACAUCUACGGCAGCAAGUUCCUGCUCAGGGCAAGUGAGCGAUCGGCCAAAAAAUUCAAGUUGAAAGGAACUAUUGACCUGUGAUUUCAUGGGAACUUAGAAGCAUUCACAGAAAUGUGUUCUCCUGCAGCUCAAAGAGUAGGCUUCCUGGCAGAUGGAAGAAGCAACAGCCACGUGAAAUAUUUAUAAAGCAUUCCUUCUUACUGAAGAAUGAGCAGUAUCUGCUGUCUUUAAGCAGUCUCACCGACUGUUGAAAUUGGUUGUGUCUGUUUUUUUUUAUUUGAAUAUAAUAUUCUGUCUUUUAUUAAAGUAUUAUGAUUAAUAUUUACUACCUGACUUCUGUUUCAGUUUGUAAGUGUAAACUUGUACAGUGAAAAUUAUAUUUUGUAACUUUGUAAUAAAUAUUAUUGUUGCCUUCUUGAUAAAUUGGGCUUUAGCUGCCUGUUAUGUGCUUGCAGUGAGACUGCAGGUCCUGACAAAUGCUCUUUAUAAUCAUUGUUCCUGGGCCAAGAUCAGUAUCUUGGCCUGCUGCAGGCACAUGCAAAUAAAUUGUUUCAGUGGCGGGUUCUA